CAUGGUGGACACCAUCCUCAUCAUGGACCAGACGCCUCGGGUCAUGACUACUGUGAGGUAAUGAACAAUGGUGUAAUGUUCUACAAAUACAACAGAGCCGGAAGACUUGAGGAUAAUGACGUGCCCUGGCGUGGUCCUGCUGCUUUGGCCGAUGCAUCACCUGGCUCAUCACCAGAUGGCAAUGGAGAUGGUGACCUCUCCAAAGGCUACUUUGAUGCCGGUGACCAUGUCAAGUUUGCCCUGCCCAUGUCCGCCUCAAUGACCAUGCUUGGUUGGGGUUUCCUCGAGUAUGAGGAUACAAUCGAAAAGUGUGGCGCCUCUCAAAUAUGGCUGGAGGACCUACAAUGGGGAUAUGACUGGCUGAUGGCCGCUCACUUUGGUACCAACGAGUUUGCCGGACAGGUUGGUGAGGGCAAUGCCGACCAUGCUUACUGGGGCCCUCCCGAGCUCAUGACCAUGCCCCGUCCAACCUAUGUUCUCAACGAGACCGCACCAGGUACCGAGGUGGCAAUGGAGUCCGCUGCUGCAUUGGCCAUCUGCUCAAUGAUCUUUGAGUCACGUGAUCCAGCAUACGCCGCCAAAUGUCUUCAGCACUCAGAGGAACUCUGGAGCUUUGGAGACAACUACCGUGGCGUGUACUCUGACUCAAUCCCCGAUGCCCAGAACUUCUACAAGUCAUGGUCCGGCUACAAGGAUGAGAUUGUAUGGGCCUCCAUCUGGCUGUACAAGGCCACCCAGGACAAGACAUACUUGGCCCGUGCCGUCUCUGACUAUGACUCGUUUGGAAUUGGUGCACUGGCCCAGAAGAACUCACACGAUUGGGACCUCAAGGCACCAGGCACUUGUCUGCUCAUGGCCAAGAUGUUCCCAGACAACGACACGUACACCAGUGAUAUUGAGGGCUUCCUCAAUUGGUGGCUUCCAGGAGGUGGCGUCCCUUACACACCAGGUGGCCUUGCAUGGAUCCGUAUGUGGGCACCAGCACGUUACUCUGCCACUACCUCCUUCUUGAUGUCCGUGUAUGGUAGUGAGGGCGAUAAGUACACAUCAUUCACAGCAUCACAGAUCAACUAUAUACUUGGAGAUAACCCAAACAAACAAUCAUUCAUCGUUGGCUAUGGACCCAAUCAUCCUAUCAAUCCACAUCAUCGUGCCAGCCAUCAUUCACUCACAGAUAACAUUAUGGACCCAGUCAACAACACAUAUUCAAUUAUUGGUACACUUGUUGGAGGCCCAGGUCAAGAUGAUUCAUACAAGGAUGACCGUACAGACUAUGUAAAGAAUGAGGUGGCCUGUGACUAUCAAGCUGGAUUCCUUGGUGCAGUCGCCUAUAUGGCCUCAAUC
Molecule: messenger RNA, 1344 nt
Organism: Acytostelium subglobosum LB1
Lineage: Eukaryota; Evosea; Eumycetozoa; Acytosteliales; Acytosteliaceae
Exons: 1
Biological process (GO): carbohydrate metabolic process
Molecular function (GO): hydrolase activity, hydrolyzing O-glycosyl compounds
Source: RefSeq, a predicted model, not a curated record